Molecule: messenger RNA, 1113 nt
Organism: Rotaria sordida
Lineage: Eukaryota; Metazoa; Rotifera; Eurotatoria; Philodinida; Philodinidae
Source: the annotation of a GenBank genome assembly
AUGGGAAGCUUUGUAUGGGAUAAUCCGCGUUAUGGUCAAUGUUAUAAUAAUCGGCCUUUAUCUGUUGCUUUAACAGAAUCAUGUGGAUCGGACAUAUUCCCUCGUGUUGAAAGUGAUUUUGCAUUAAUGUGUCAUCCUCAAAAUUUUUUAUCAGGUCGAAGAUUUCGACGAGAGUUUUUCAAUGUAUAUCAUCCAAAUGCUUAUUAUGGUUCAUGCUGUUGUUUACCAUCAAUGCAAUGGGGACCAAUGUGUCAUUGCACUUCAAGAGAUGGAUUCGUUAGAAAUUUAGGAUCGGUAACAGUAGAAGAACAUGAAUUUCAACCUGUGGUUAGAUGUGUUCGUCCAGUAUCACCAAUUAUUCGAGAAUUAAAAGUACGUCGACGACCUUCAUCGUGUGUUGAUCUUCGAAAUCAAGAAACGAAAGAAGUUGAUAUACGUCGUGAAGAACGUUAUGAAUAUCAUUAUAAUUAUGAUUUACCAAAACGACCACAAACACCACCAAGACGAGUUCGUCCAGUGACAAGAGAUACCGGAACAGCAACUAUUAACGUUCCCAAACGACCUUUAACUAUGACAGAAACUGAAAGAUUUGAUCGAUAUGAACAAGAAGAAAAAAUAAAAAAAGAUAAGAUUACAACAGAAAAAACUCAAGUUACUCAUACAGUAGUAGAAGAGCCAAUACGACGUUAUUAUGAAUAUUAUGAUACUUGCGAUCAACAAUAUCAACAAGCAUGCAGAAAAGCACAACGCAAAGAUUUUAUACAACGAAUGAAUGCUCAAAAUGGUAAAACGCAAUCAUUCAAUACAUUAAAUACAUUUUCGGAUUGUGGAACAAAUUACGUUACUCUUCAAUCAGUACCAAAAUCAUGUGAAACAGAUUAUUAUACUCUUCAAUCAGUACCAAAAUCAUGUGGAACAGAUUAUGUUACCUAUCAAUCAGUACCAAAGUCAUGUGGAACAAAUUAUGUUAUCCAUCAAUCAGUACCAAAAUCAUGUGAAACAUUUGUUACUACUACGGGAUCAAACUCUUCUCAAGGUUUCACAUGUGACAGAACAGCACCAUUCACUGUUGAAGAAAGUUCUAUAACACGAAAUUAUGUUAAUACAACUUAA